AUGGCAGACAGCAACUCUCGUAGCACACGCUCCACCGCAAUUGCCGUCCAACAACGACCUAAGAAGACCUACAAGGAACCCCAAGCCGAUAGAGUCGCCACCGUACAGCCCGGCUGGACACACCUUUGGACCAACAACGAACGCAUCGUGCUCCGCCUUCUCAACGAGCUCUUCCCGUGGAAGCCCGAUGAGCGCACCACCAUCUUCAACACCCUCUUCAAGGACGAGCACGCCGCGGCGGGGCUUUCUGCCGGCCGGGACGAUGGUUCGCUGAGGGCACAGUGGAGUGAUCGCACCAGACCGGGUAGAGCUUAUUGGGAGAACAUCAAGGCGGGACCGCAAGGGAGGAAGGAGGAGAGAGAGUGGCAGGCUCUGGAGACGGAGGUGAGGAGGGUGGCGAAAGAGCAGGGGGUACAGGUGACGGGGAGUGUGGGUGAAGAGACGAAGAAGGGUGAGGAGAAGAACAAGGAGAGGGCGACAAUCGGUAGCGAGGGGGCAGAGUCGAGUAGGAAGAGGAAGAAUGAAAAGCUCGCGCAGCAGGCGGUUGGACGGUCAAGGAAGAGUGGGAAGUUCGUGAAGGAGGCCAAGGGGAAACCACGCGGUAGCGAGGCGGAAGUGCAGCCGGAUGGUGAAGGUGGUAUGGAGGCCGCUCGGCAGCUCCACGAAGAAGACCCCGAGCAGCGUCCCGAACCAGAAGAUGAACAGUCAAGCAGGAAGCGAACGAACCAAAUCCUCGCGCAGCAAGCAGUUGGCCGUUCGCGCAAGGGCGGACGCUUCGUGAGCGAGAGGAAGAAGGGCAAGCAACGUGCCGGCGAGGUGGAGGUGCAGCCAGAUGAAGAGGGUACGGAGAUCGACGGACAGCAGGAUGAGGAACAUGGCGAGCGAGAUGACCAGCAACAUGACAGACCAGAGCUCGGACAGCCAAGCAGGAAGCCAAAGAACGAAAUGCUCGCGCAGCAAGCAAUCGGACGUACACGAAAGGGCGGGCGCUUCACCAUCGACGAUGGCAUGGAUCUCGACGAGCAGCAUGAUAAGCAGAGCGGCUCGCCACCCACAAGAACCACGCUCGACAUUGUCUCAACCGACACCGCUUCCCAAGAUGCCAACAUCGGUUUAGUCCAAACCUCUCUCGACGCACCACCUUUGCCCAUGAUCCACACCUCCCAAAUCGAAUGGGCCAGCACCGACCCCUUCUGGACCGCCUCCCCUGUCCCGGGCUACACCCACAUCCCCACCACCUCACCCCUCUACAACUUCUCCGGCAAAACCCACCGCGUCCACGACCUCAACUCCCGCCCAACCGACACGAUCCUCUGCAACCCAACCUUCUGCAACGUCUGCUCCAGCACCUUCCUCGACCCAGUCACCGCCACUUCGCCGAGCGGCGGUCUUCCCUACGUCCACGCUAAAGAUCUGCAGAAGGUCGAUGGGAAGUGGAUCUUCGCACCGAGUUGUGGCGAAGGCUUCGAUCGGCAGAACACGGAGUAUACAGAGUGGUUUAGGAGGAAUGUGGUGUUUGGAGAUGGGGUUGCGAGGACUGUGGCGGUGUGUACGUAUGCCAAGUGUUGGGUCUGUAGGGAGCAUACGGUUGUGAUGAGGAAGAAGGCAAGUGGUUCAUGA
Molecule: messenger RNA, 1620 nt
Organism: Fulvia fulva
Lineage: Eukaryota; Fungi; Ascomycota; Dothideomycetes; Mycosphaerellales; Mycosphaerellaceae
Exons: 3
Coding region: 1-1620 (539 amino acids)
Source: RefSeq, a predicted model, not a curated record